AUGGUUGAACCAGUUGGCGAGAGGAGGGGAUGGUUAGAACCAGCGAAGAGGGGUCAACUUCUCUCUAGGAAGCCAGCACAAAUGUUAAACACAGUUUUAAUCCUCAAUGGCUUUUCCGUGCAGCUGCUCUGCGCCAGGGACCUGCCUCCCCCUGCAGGCUAUGCCAGGGGCCAGGAAAAACUUCACUGGCCGAAGACAGAGCUUUCUAAGAAAUCAGUCCUGAGUCCAGAAGAACAUAAGCUGAACAUUAAUAAUGAAAACAGCCUCCAGCACCCACCUUCUGGGAUCCUUAAGGACAUUUUCACAACAGGAACCAGUAGCUACAAUGUCCUUCUGCAGAGCAAAGAGGAGAAAAAACACCAGACCCAAAAGCAGUCGUCUGCCCACCACAAGAAACACAGGAAAACUACGAAGUGUUCUACCACCUUGCGGAGCAGCGAGCACCGCAAAAUCAAAGUCCCGCUGCCCUUGCUCAGCAAUGGAUGGUACCGCACAGACAGACAGCCCUCCAUCAUCAUCACUAGCCCGGUGUCUACCGGCGUGAAGUUUACAAACAGUAUUUCAGUCACAGGCAACAGCAUAGGACUGCCGUCUCGACCCAGAAGCAGAGCUAAGAGGCAUUUUAAUCUGACAAAGCCAAAGCAAUCCCAGUCAUCAAAAAGCCAUGGAAAAGAAGGAGAUAUCUCUGGCCAAAAAUUCUGUUUACUGACCGCAAUCAAGCCUUCCAAUGUGGAGAAAGAGAAGACGAAAUUCUUCAAGUCAGAUUUCACAUACAAUCCUCAGUUUGAAUAUGCAAACCCUGCUUUGCCAAACGUGUUAGCUAAGCAUAGCCACGCAUCUGACAGAUUUCUUAAGCAGGUAUAGUUACUUUUUUUCUCCUUUUCCACUGAUUCUUCUUUCCUACAAUUGUAAGGGUGGUAUUUGGCUUUGUUUGUAGCAAGUGAAAGUUGUUCCUGCUUAUCAUCCUCCUCUACUGUUUGAGAAAUGUAUCAGUGAUGAGAAUACAACAGUAGAACUGAAAGAAUUUUUCUUUUACUAAAAAAUGAAACCCUUCCUAAUAUUUACAGGAUUCUAUAUAGGAUAAAGGCACAGUUCCUUAUAAAUGGGUUUACAUGAAACAUAAUUUGAGGCAAGAAAGCUUUUUGGCGAUGAAGCAGAGUCAAAUACAAUGUCUAAACGGGCUUUAAUAAACAGAGAAAAAAACCAACGUAGAAGUCCUGCCAAUCCGCUUGGUAACACAGGGAUUGGGAGGGGAUAGCAAUUAUUUGAGGUCAUGGUUAUUGGAUAAGUGUAUGUUGAUGUUCCUUGUUUUAAUCAACUUUGAAAGGAUAUUUGCAUUACAUUAGGCUCAGUCAAGCAGCAAACUGAAAAUCCAUU
Molecule: messenger RNA, 1377 nt
Organism: Egretta garzetta (little egret)
Lineage: Eukaryota; Metazoa; Chordata; Aves; Pelecaniformes; Ardeidae
Exons: 2
Coding region: 1-864 (287 amino acids)
Source: RefSeq, a predicted model, not a curated record